UUUGACAAUUCGCCAACUUGAUACCGUUUGGCAGAUGGUGAUUCCGUGAUGGAUUGAAUAAAAAUAUUGAAUUAUAAACAUAAACUUAUAUUUAUAGGCCUAGAAACGGUUCCUAAGUUACGAAAGCGUCCCUCAAACUUUACAUUUUGUGUUAUUUAUUUAUAAUAAUGGCGUCGAGAGGUAUUAUGGUUACGGGUACAAAUGGUGCAGAUUUUGAACAUAGAGAGAAAAUAGCAGCCCAGUAUCAAAUAAGUGCACUGAACAAGUCCAGACUGAAAUACUGUGUGUUCUUCCACCACAUGCUGUUCCUGGUGAUGCUGGCUAAGCUCUCGGCAGACAUCCUCGACAAACUCGACAUAUUUAUACUGGAGAUUGAGGAGUUGCAGAUACCACAACCCCUCUGGUGGGAGUACCUGUGGGGCCUGUCGCUGGUGCUGUCGUUCCUGGGGUUAUCAGCCAUCAAGCGCAACAACAUCCGCUACAUGCGCCACUACUUGUACGGCAUCACCGCGCUGGGCCUGGGGCCGCUGCUGUACUGCGUCGUGUACUACUGUGGGGACGUGUACAAGUACCUCACCGCCGACGAGGACGAGGACGAAGACGAGAUACAGCUCUGGCAGGGCUAUCCAUACGGCCUGCUGUGGUACGCCUUCGUACUGCUGGCCUCCCAGGUCCACUUCUUCCAGCUCUACUUUGGCUACAACCUGCUGAAGGCGUGGCGAGCGAGGGGCACGUACAGGAAAACGGACUAAACCACACAUAGACAUAAGUUUCCUUUUCCAUUGUUUAUCUGUGGCGAUUCGGGUGAAUUGAAACUUUGUGAUGUUUCUAUUUUUGAGAUAAAUUGAAAAAAAUGUUAAUUGAAUUUAUUUUAGAAAUUCUGCAUUAAUAGUUUAGCUAGUUUUGAGUCUGAAUUUCAUGGUAAUAGGAAUUGGGUGCGUAUGGUUUUUAACUGUAUAAGUAGGUAAGGACAUCUUUUUGGAAAUCAACAUUCUAUCUAUUAAAACAUCUCAUUUCUAUUUAAUUUUUCAUUUCUUCAUUACCCCAAUGCCGUGCAAUGUUGUUGGAUAUAGACAUUUUGAAAGCAAUAGGAUUAAAAUUCCACUGCUUAUUAGGGAGUUAUUGUAUAUUAUAACUUGUAAUUUUUAUUUUUAUUUGAGUUCUCUCUCUAAAUGUUUAACAUUUUGGCUUUCAAUAUAAUUUUCAUUGGAUAUUUGACUAAAAUCAGAUUAGUUACAUGCUAUAUACAAUAAGAGCUUAUAUUUCAUAUAUAUAUCAUUAUAUACGAGUAUUACUACGUUUUUUAUUUAUAACUGCUGAUUUUUUAUUAAUUUUAUUUAUUUUAGAAUUUAAACUUUUUAUUUAUUUUAGAAUUUUAUUUAUUACUAAAAUAGAAAAAUAUUCAAACAAUAUUUUGAACUCUAUCAUAUUACUUUCACUUCACUCGAAUCGCCGCCAAUUUCCCGUUUUCAUGUGUGAAAUAAAAAUCAGUAAGUUUUUUUACUCGAUUUUAUAUUUACUGUUGUCUGAUUACUCGUUCCUUGUCGUUACUUUUUACUGAAUAUUGUUAUGUAAUGUUGUUUUUUCUUUAAAUGUUUUUAUGACAAAUGAUAAACUAUCUACUGUUUUUUUAUAUAAAAGUUAUUUUAAUGCUCGACUGCAAAACUAUUGUUUUUCGUGAUUGCCUAUUAGGCGAAGAGCUGGUCAACAUUUUUGUGUAAGUAUUUUUAACUAAAACUAAAACUUGUCUAGUAAAGUAACUCUCUUAAAGUACCCUAACCCUACCCCGUUACAUAAAGUGUAAUCGGGGGAGGCGAACGGAUGUUGAGAGGGUUAGUGAUGAUAUAAAUAUAUACACUUACGUUUCGCAGUUGUUUGGUACAAAGCAGGCUCGUAUUUUUUACAAACAAUAUAUUUGAGGAGAUAUAUGACAUAGAAUAUUAUUUUUUUACUCUUUAAAUAUUAAAUUUUAAGGUAUAAAUAUUUGAGAUUGCUUUAAUGAUAUUUUUGCAAAAUAAUAAAAACCCACUAGAUGCCAAGUCUUCAGUGUGUGUUAGGGUUAGAAAAAGAGAUACAGGACAAGAUUUCAGCAUGCUUAUAAUACCUACCCAAAAAUGUUGACCAGCUCUCGGACCAUAUAUUGAAGCGAAGGAUUCUAAAAUUGAAUCCUGAUCGUAGCAAGAGAUUCAAUGUACCAGAAGUAAAUAAUUAUGCAGCUUUGAGAAACAUUUUCAUCUUACUAUAUGCGAGGAAAAUACAUAAUACAUAAGAAAAACAACUGAUCUACUUUGUCACUUUCCAAGCUGUUGAAUAAAAUCUAAUUUUGCGCGCCAUUUGCAAAAUACAAAGAGUUUCAAUGAAAAUCUUUAUUGUUUAUCUAUGACAUAUUUGCAUUCACCUUAUGUGUAUAUUUUUACCCGACUGGUCAAGAGGAGGUUAAUGUUUUAAUAUAUGUGCAUUCUUUAACCUUAAUUCAUUUAUAAAUUAGCAUGAUGACAAAUUAAAUGUAUUUUUUGGGUCUUCACAAAGUAAUGUCUGAUUAAAAUGAGCCUUAUUUACUAGGUGUUAAAGCUAAAACAUAACGUGAUUUUAUGUUAUACUUACUCAGAUCUGUCUCGCUGGUUUUCCUUUGUGGUUUUAGAUCAUAAGAGAUCUUCCAGCUGGUUGUUAUUAAGCUAUUCUCAUAAAAAAUAUUUCUGAACUCAAAGUUGGGAAGUUGGUUUUGAUACAUCAAGCCUCAGAGAGCAUCAAUUUAGUGUCUCAAUAAUGUGGUGAUUAAAAUAAACCUUAUUGUACUGAGUUUUAAAGCUUAAAUUCUUCUGCAUCCUGAAUUCAUAGAAAAUUUCCGAUGUAUCUAGUAAAUUAGGUUCACUUUUCUUUGAUCUUGCUGUAAUAGGAGUGAUUCUCUAUCAAUCUCAAUAGAAGGGUAGUGUAGGUACAAAUGUAUUUUACGUAAAGUGGCCUGUCUGUUUUUUAAGUUAUAAUCACUGCCACAUUUUUUUUAAUAUAAAGUGUUGAUGAAAUGUUUUCUUUUAAAAUUUUAAAAGACUUGUUUUGAUAUAAAUAAUAUUAUUUAUUGCUACUUAAAUAUUUUAAACCUGGUUAUGGUUUUACGUCAAGUUGUUUUUAUUUGAAAGGUUUUUUUAUAUAAUUCGUUUAUGCGGUAACAAUAGUUCUUUCAAAUUUGCGUUAUAAAAUUGAUUGUAAAUAUAACAUUUAAGAUGACUGUACUUACAAAAUUAAAAGUUACGAUCAAAGUAUUUAUAAUUCAACACAAUCUCUCUCUAUUUUAGAUAAAUGUUAUAGAGUAAGAGCCUGCGAUGUUUAGAUCUUCGUCAUUUUAUAAUAGCCCAUGCUGCUAUCACGAGUAAGUAUGGUGGGCAAAUAUAAAGUUUGGCAUAUGGUUGCUUUGUGAAGUAUAUUAUACAAAUAAAUUAAUUACCCGCAUUGAAGUUAUAAUACGCCGAUCUGCACAUCUAUUAUAAUGUUAUAUUCGUAUAUUCAUAGAUAUAUUUUAACUGUGUAGUUUGGAUCGUGCCGCGAUGCAAGAACCAGCUCAUGACUAAGGGCUCCGUAUGGGUUCGAAACUAGUCGGGCAUACUCCGACCUAAUAUCACGUGAGUUUUAGCCGUGUUUCAUAAUCAAUUAAUAUCUUUAACUUUGUUUGGCAAAAGUAUGUUUCGUUGGACCAAUUAAGAAAACCUCAAUUGGUCGAGCCGGGGAUCGAACCCAGGACCUCCGUCUUGUAAAUCCACCGCGCAUUCCACUGCGCCGCGGAAGCCGUCAUAAAUCCCACCAUGAUUCGAAUUCAACAGUUGUCUACGGUAUUUGCCUAUGCUAGGAGUGUGAGCUUACAAAACUUUUUAUAAAAUGACGAAAGUCUGGCGAUCACUGUCUCUUGGACUAUUAUAGCUAUUUUAUGAUGACUGUAAGAAAUGAGAUAUCGGGAGAGUAUUUCGGCUAUUUUAAGCAUAUUAUUGAGUGUGUAACGGAAAUAUAUUAUAUUGGUAUCCAAUGUU
This is a messenger RNA of Bicyclus anynana (squinting bush brown), 4019 nucleotides long. RefSeq names its product protein jagunal (gene jagn). NCBI's taxonomy places the organism in Eukaryota, Metazoa, Arthropoda, Insecta, Lepidoptera, Nymphalidae. The coding region runs from base 168 to 752 and encodes 194 amino acids. Gene Ontology annotation, biological process: vesicle-mediated transport; endoplasmic reticulum organization. Gene Ontology annotation, cellular component: endoplasmic reticulum membrane. The transcript has 4 exons. The record is from RefSeq and is a predicted model, not a curated record.